GUUAGAGUGAGUUGUGGUGCAAAACAAAAACAUUUUGCAUUCAACUUAUAAGCCGUGCGUUGAGUGCAGUGCUAUCGCAGAGACUGUGAGAGUGAGACACACACUGACUGUCUGUAUGCCUGCAAACACCACAAGUGAUGCAAAUAUGCGGUCAAUACUAGCCAUUCAUAUGUCGAUGACUAUCACCACUGUGGCCAUCAUCUGGUGAUCACCACAACACACAUAUGAACGACACGCCACUGCAUCUCAUUCUUGUCGUGCUAUUCGUUUGAGUCGUAUAUUGUUUUCGUGAAGACACGACUGUCCACUCUUGAGAUCUACUUAAGACUUGGAGUGCAAUCUGAUUGUGAGCCAGAAGUGAUCGCAUACCGGAUCCGCACCACACAAUCGGUGUGCGCCACCUCUUGAAGACUACCGCCGCCUCUGACGGGUGUUGGUUGUGGACACGGAUUGCGAGCGAAGCGGAGGAAUGGGAGAGAACAGCAACUCUUCGACGACCAACUCGUCCAACAACAACGUGUCGAUGCAGUCGACCGCCGACUACUUGGCCCAACUGCUCAAAGAUAGGAAACAGUUGACAGCCUUUCCCAACGUAUUCCUCCACAUCGAGCGACUCCUCGAUGAAGAUGUCUUUGCGAGUGGUAUGUGGAGUGCUGUAUGUGUGUUGAUCCGCGCCAUCGCUUGUCUCGCAUAGAUCAAUAAAGUGAGGCAAAACUUAUUUCAAAUCAAUGGCGUCGAGAAGAAGCCGUUAGCCCUUCCCGAGGCUGACGGGCCGGCCGUUUCCCGUCAGGAGAAAGUCUACGUGCCGGUUGAUGAGCACCCAGAGUAUAAUUUUGUGGGCAGAAUACUGGGCCCCAGAGGUAUGACAGCCAAACAGUUGGAACAGGAGACGGGCUGUAAGAUAAUGGUUCGCGGAAGGGGUUCAAUGAGGGAUAAGAAAAAGGAAGAGGCGAACCGAGGCAAACCUAAUUGGGAGCACCUGAACGACAAGCUCCAUGUGCUCAUCACCGUCGAGGACUCCAACAAUAGGGCCAGCGUUAAGAUCCAGAGAGCGAUCGACGAGAUUAAGAAACUCCUGAUACCGAUUACUGACGGUGAGGACGAGCUUAAGAAACGGCAGCUCAUGGAACUGGCGAUCAUUAACGGCACGUAUAGGGACAGCAGUCAACGUAAUAGUAGUAAGUCUCACAGCUUUUCAGUAGAUCUAUGGUUCUUU
This is a messenger RNA of Oppiella nova, 1216 nucleotides long. The record is from the annotation of a GenBank genome assembly. NCBI's taxonomy places the organism in Eukaryota, Metazoa, Arthropoda, Arachnida, Sarcoptiformes, Oppiidae.